Molecule: messenger RNA, 8053 nt
Organism: Protopterus annectens (West African lungfish)
Lineage: Eukaryota; Metazoa; Chordata; Ceratodontiformes; Protopteridae
Gene: CDCA4
Product: cell division cycle associated 4
Exons: 3
Coding region: 298-1053 (251 amino acids)
Cellular component (GO): nucleus
Molecular function (GO): transcription regulator activity
Source: RefSeq, a predicted model, not a curated record
AGUACGCAGCUGCAAGAUAGCUUUUCGUAUCUGCGCACGCGUAGUGCAUCUGGUUUCUGAGACGACUGCGAACAGAGGAAGGCCUUCGAGAGGCUAGAUUAUUGAUUGUGACACAAUCAUCGGUAUUGGUAACUGAAAGACUGAACGAGAAAGCAAGGGACAGCUCAAGAACGGUUGUGAUCACUAAAUGAGACAACAUUAAGCAAAGCUCGAUUAUAAGUGUACAGUACCAGUUCAAGAACAAACCGUGUACAUCUCAGUUAAUCAAGUUGGUGGAGUCAACCAUCUGCAGUGAGGAUGUUAACAAAGGGUGCAAAACGAAAAUAUUUGGAUGAUGUAACUGACAGUGGAAAUGCAGUUGACCCUGGGAUAGUUCCUUCAUAUGAUCUGCAGCGGCAGUCACUCCUGGAUAUGUCCUUGAUCAAGCUGCAGCUAUGCCACAUGCUUGUAGAACCUGAUCUUUGUCGUUCUGUCCUUAUAGCCAACACAGUACGACAGAUUCGAGAGGAAAUGACACAGGAUGGAAGCUGGCAGUUAGCAAAUACACAAAAGUCAUUUCAGACUUGUUUUGACCGUUUACUCGCUACAGAUAUUCUCUGUCGUGCAUCACCAAGUUUUCAAACAGAAGAGUUAAUUACUUCUAAUAUUGACAGUUCUAAUGAUACUGCAGUUAAUCAGGUUCAAGAUGAACUUUCUUUACCUGCAGCAGUAUCCCCAGUUCAAACACAAGAAAGCAAACCAUUUUUCUGCCACUGGAAAACAGAGGACCAUCAGAAAUGUCAAGUAGAACUUUGUAAAUCUGGGGACCCAGUGUUUGCAACAUUAGAAGUUAAAAGUUCAGACCUGUUUGAAAGCCCUUUGGAUGAUUUAUUUUCAGAUGUUGAUACAUCUCAGUAUGAUUUGGACUCUAUGCUAACUGGAAUGUUAGGUGGUUCUAGAAUUGGGCAUUAUGACUUGUUGGACAGUUUGUCUACUGCAUCACCAUCAGGCUCAAGUCGUAAGGUUGAUCUCAGUGAGCUUGAUCAUAUUAUGGAAAUUCUUGUGGGAUCUUAACUAAUUGUAGUAUAUUUAAAAUAAUUUUAAUUGCAGUUAUUCGAGGACCUGUUGCUUCUGAACUCAGAAAGUAAUAUACAUUUGUUUUGCUAAAUAAUAUAUUUUUGAACAAUUCUUUAAAAUGAAUCCUCUUAUCCGGCAGUACUAGAAUUCUUUUAUGGAUCUAGUAUGCAGUUUCACAGCCAUAUAGAUUUUUUAAGUAAGUUCUGUUAUGGUGGUGACAAUGUCUUAUAGAUUAGUAGGUAGUGAUGAAAGCAUUCACUGAAGAUGCUUGUAAAAGUCGAUCUUUUAGUUGAAGUGGCUUUUUACAAAGAAAGAAUUGUAGACUGUCAUUUUGAACUUUACCAGGCCUAAAGUCUAGUAUUCAUUUAGAGUAACAGUUGGCUUAUUGUCUGCUGUGUUCAUAUGUUACCACCUAAUGCAGUGAAGACCCUUAAAGAUUUGUGCAGCACUGACAUCACCAAAAUCACGUUUUUAAAAAUAUAUUUUUUCUACAGUUGUUUACUACAUGCAUGAAUAGCCGCUCAAAUUUGUAAAAAGGGCUCUUGCAGAAGAUACUAAAAUUAGCUGUAUACCUGCCACUUAUUUGUAAAUGUUUUCCCACUAACAGUUGCAGCCUGUCAUUCACACAUACCAUCUGUAUGCAUGGGCAUGUGUGCAUGUAAGUAAUUCAUGAGUGGACCCAUACUUCUCUCCAGUUAAAUUUGUAAUUUAGCAGUAGCUGUAGCUUGUGUUGUGUAACAGUAUGUUAGCAUGAUUUCUCUCGGAAGAAAAACUAGAUUUAACUGUUGCCAUAUCCUGGUUUGAAAAAUGUAGUCAGUCACCACUUAUUUGUCCUGGAGGGAUUCAUUGCCUCACAGGCAGCUUUACAGAAGCAAAUUUGCAGUGAUGUUUAAGUUUGUCGUCCGUCUGUCUCUCUGUCAUCUGCUGCAUUUGCUAACAAAAUCUGGUUAUAUUGUGGAUAGUCUAAUAAUGGGUUAGCAAUUGUUCCACCAUGUUAUUUCACCAACUGUAACAACUUUCCAGUGCUUGUAACUUGUCAUUUAUUUGGAGGAGUAUAUGUAGACACUCCACUGUCUGUAACCCAAGGCUUCUUUAUUCCCUGUACAGCAAAGCACCAGUUCAUACGUGUAAAUCUAGGUGGCAGUUUUGAUGUUCUGAUGGGAAGCCUUCACCCUGUAGAAAUUUGCAGUUGGAUGCCUUUUCUCUUCAUCUUCUUACACCUUGACUUUUCCACAAACAAGAUGAACCUUUUUGAAAUGGAUAUCUACCUCAUUGACCUCAAUUGCUGUCAUCUUGCUCACUUUGAAAGUAUGUUACUUUUGAGGUGGCUAUACCAGUAACAAUUACUUUGAGAUGAGCUAUUGAUGGAAGGAUGUAAUGCUCCUGAAAAAGAUAUCAUAGUUUACAGGUAGAGACCCCAGUCCUGUGUCUCUCCAUUCAUUGAGUUAUCAGUUUGUCUGGUGGUGUGACACCCAGACUGCACCCUUUCUAGACAGAUAUGGAUGGCUUUCUAGACCUGUUGCACAACCGUCUGGUGCCCAUAUGUAGUCUUAGUUUAUGAUAUUGUUCAUCUCUGAAGCAUUGUUCAUCUCUGAGGCAUUCUGUUUCUCUCUGUCUCACAGUCUACUGAUAAGUACAUAUGCUCUGAGAUAUUAACUCCCUUUCUUACCAGAAAUUUCAGUUUUGUCAUGUUUGCCUUCCCGAAAAAAGGGAUGGGUUGAGAGAUUGAAAUUAACCUAGUGCAGUAAGGUAAGUUUAUGGACGUAACUGGUUUGGUGUGCCAAACCUCGGUACACUGACAGAUGACUGCAAGACCGCAGUGGAUCCUCAAGAGGUUUGAGAAUGUGUUUUGCUAAGAAAAGAUGCUUCUGAUGGCCUUUUGUGGAGAAAGUUAAGUUCAUUGUUUAGUUUUUUUAAGCUGAGACCAUUAAAACUUACAUUUGGCAAAGUAACUGGUAAUUCUAAUGGGUUACACCAUAGUAUUCUGCUACCUUGCUGUCAUUGAAAUUAAUGUUGAAGUGCCGAAGCUACCCCAUUCCAAAUUGGUGGCAGUCCUUGAAGGGCUUCUUCUCUUGGCAGCUGUUGCACAAAGACAGUCCAGGUAGUGACAGCAUUGGCUUUAUGCUUUCUCUGUGCAAAAAAUGAUUUUAAUCUAAACUCUCAAGUAUGUUUGUUCAUCAGCAUAGAUUCUGUUCCUGUUGAAAUCCUUUCUGUGUUUGCUUGAGAAAGCCUCUUGAAGAUCUGUUGCACCUACAAGGGCACCCUGCCUCCACAUUUCCUGUAGGUUUCUUGCAGUUGACCCUUGAGGUUUGUAGUGAGACAUCAUUUUUCCCCUUGCUCUUUUGUUUAUUUGUUCUCUACACCAGAGACUUUGAGAAUACAUAGCUUUAGUAGUUGGAGAACUGUGGAUACAAGAAAAGUCAGUUUACCUUUAUUUGAAAUUUUGGCACCUGGUGGUUGCUGCCCAGUGCCCACUGUAGCAACUUGAUUCUCAGGUUCUUUGACUUUCAGCAAUUAGCUAUUCUCUUUCUACUAACAUCUCUGCAUCUUAGGUAUGUUGUCAUCUUGUCCAGAAUGCAACUCUAAACGAGAAAAAGUCAUCUUCUGUGUUGGGAUGUUUUGACUUCUGCUUCCUGUUUCUUCAAGCUGUGAAAAAAGAACUUUGGUGGACUAAUCCAGCUAAGUUGAUGAAAGGUUCCCACUACCCCUACCAUUCUCACCCAGUUUAUCUACUUUAUAAACACAGACCCAUCAGAUAACAAGGUGAUAUGGGCUAACUUUUCACAUCUGUAAAAGAUGGUUGAGUGCUGCUUGUACUGUGAAAGUGAUAGCUGUGUGGACAGCUUGUUCCUCUGUCAUUUGUUGUGCUUUACUGCCAGACUCCUUGAUUGUGCUUUAACGUAAAUGAGGUUUUGUGAAGCAGGCUUUAGUAAUGAACGCGCUGCCAAAACCACUCUUGUCAUUUUGCAUCUCAUUAGUGGUGGGUGAUGCUAGCAGAUAUUAAGCACAGUCUUUUUCUUUUGGAAUUAUCAGUUUGGCCACAAUUUAGGACAGAGUGCUGCAUGUAAUUGUAAAGUAAAUAAAUGCUGCUUUUCUAGCUUUGUCUUCAUUCUUUCUUACGAGUUCAGGUAUGUACAUAUGUAGGGAGAACGAUUCAUACCAUUUUUUUUUAAUACAGGGAGGCUUAUUAUUUCAGGAUUAGGUAGUAUGCAAUGGGGCAGCCACGGUGGUGCAGCGGUUAGCGUUGCUGCCUCACAACAAGAGGUUCUGCGGUUCGAUUUUCAGCUAGGGUGCCUUCAGUGCGGACUCUACAUAUCCUCCCUGUGGUCACGUGGGUUUCCUCCGGGUGCUCUGGUUUCCUCCCACAUCCCAAAAACAUGCUGUAGGUGGAUUGGACUAAAUUGGCCCUAGGCGUGAGUGCGUGCAUGUGUCUGCCUUCUGUGGAAAGUUGGGUGCCAGGCUGGCAACUCGACACCGUAAAACUCUCCCUUUUGAUAUGUGCAGCCCACUUGCAAAUAGUCUGAGCAUGAGCAGAACUUCAGCCUUGCUGCCAGUGUGGUAGGUAACAUGAUCCAUAUUCAGCCAUUUUAACACUGUUGUCAAGCCCUCCAUCACUUUGAUUUUUUUAGAGUCUGUGCCUGCUUAAACUGCAACUUUGGCUGCAUUUACUAGGCCGCAAAGGCAAAAGCAGUGGAUACAUUCUUAUCCGAGAAAAACUGCUGCAUAUAUCUCCCUUUUUCCUUCAGAAAGUUCAUCUCAAUUUGAGAUUGUGCUGAAAAUUUCAUUCCUCUAGGCCUCUUCCGACCCAAACAAGACUGGCUUCCCAGUCUCCUUUAAACCACCUGUAUAGUUGAUCCCAGAGCCUGUCUCAUAGCACACAAGUUCAGUGACUCAUCCUUGCGUAGAUUUGAUUUAGUCUUGGUCUUCUGUAUGGCAUGCUUCUAAAUCUGGAGUUAGGUAGCCAAACAUUGCCAAUUAGUUUUUCCAGAGGAAUAGGGAGUAGCACUUCACCCGUGCCUAAAGUGGUAUUUUCCUUUACUCUUAAUCAAUCCAUCCAAGUACCAGUGUUCUAUUCAUGCAGAACAAAACAUGAAUUAUCUCCAUUUUCUCUGCUGGCCGUAGACAUUUAUGCUUCUUCCCUUGUCAGGCAAAUAAAGCAGUUCUGAGACUCUGGCAAGUCCUUUCUAUUCGUAGAGUGAAUGACUUGAUAUCCAGUGCUGAAAAAUGUUUUUUUGUUUUGUUUUUAUUUGUUAAGUAAUGACUUAAAAAUACUGUUAAGUUGCUAAUAUUGAGUGAAAUGACAGUUGGUUACAUGACUGCUGAGACUGUUCUUAGAUGAUUCAUUAGCUGUGUCUGUUUAAAUGUCACUGUCUGAUCCUGUCUACACACUUAUUAAUUGGUUAGGAACGCAUUCCAUAACAGGUGAAAUGGUGGCCUACCAGAGGUAUUAUUAUACCAGUCACUUGUUGGGGUUAUAUCCCAUAUGUUAGUACCUUCUGCAUGAGUUUUUAAGAGAGGUAGCAUGUUUUUGUGAACCAGUGUGCCAUAAGAGUACAUCUUUGAUAAAGGAAUGGUAAGAUCAGGUACUGCAGUCCUUUUCCUGUCAACUGUAGCCUGGUACUGCAGAACUAGAUAAGUGUACUAAAUGAAAUGUGUGCACGCACACACAUGCAAUGAAAAUACCCCUCCCGAAUGCUUCCACUUUUAUUAGCUGUAUUGUGUUAAGUGCCACUAUGCACUGCUGCCUUGUACAGUUGGCAAACACUAGAAAAGGGGAUACAAGGCACACCCCUUAUGUGUAAAUACUUUGGGGGUGGGUAAUCCUCUGCACUGAGAUGCAGUUUGCAUGGAAAAUGUUGCAGUGUCAGGCAAUCCAGUUGUUGGUACUUACUGCAGUGUCCUUUUUCUUGACUGUAUGUUGCUGCAUGAAUUAUUUCACUUGGCUUUACUUCACUGCACCUGGUUUAACCAUAUAGAUGGAAUACUUUCAGACCAUAGAAGUAUUAGAUGAAUUUUUCUAACUUUUGGGCCUUUUUGUUUGCAAAUGUUUUGUGCCAACUGAACAGCAACACUUAUAUGGAAUGUUUACUGUACGUGACCUUUUUUUAUAAAAUUGAGCAUAGAUGUGGAUAAACUGAAAACUGAUGUAUUUUCUUAAAUUUAUUCACAUAUUUUGUUAGAAAAAUAUUUUAAUACAUGUAACCAUUGGCUAUAUAAUUGCUGGAAUGUAUUUUGUAAAAAUGAUUCUUUUGUUAAGCGUAUUUAAACAUUUUUAUAGUCUUCCAUUUUGAUACACUGAAUUAGGGAGCCCUUAGAAACCAAUUUUAUACAGUUUUUGCAACCAAAUUGAAGUUCAUACAUGUUGGAUAUGAUGUUUGUCAGUUUGUUAUACAAAUGAAUUGCUGCCUUUUGUAUGUAGAGGAUGCAGAAGCUCCCUAUACCUAGCCAUUGAUCAUUGCCCUUAUUUAACAAACAGUUGUUUUAGAGCAGUUUAAUGUUUUGAUAAAACUGGGUUCAAAUUGAUUUGGUUUCAUUGCUGUUGGUAACUAGUAUAUUUAAGUACAGAAUUACUGCUGCACAGAAUGUGAAGGGUAUACAUCCUGUGUAGUAAGAGAUGUAUUGUUGAUUAGCCAGGUAAUAUACACAUUUUGAUUUUAUUUAUUUUAUUUAUUGUAUGUUAGUGCAUCUGAUCUGCAGCAUCAACAUCUUGCUAUGAUCAGAAGUUGUAAAUAAAAAAAACAUUUUGUCAUUGUAUUACACAAAUGUUAAAGUAGCCUGUAUAGUGUAAAAAAAGGUUAUGUUUUUUUGGGAUUUCACCAGGUUUAGAGAUUGCCAGAGGUUUUUUAGUACAGUUUCUGUAUGGAUUAAUUCCUGUUGUAAAAUGGGAGCCUCAGGGUUAUUUUCAUCAGCAGCUCCAUCAAACAGCAUCCCCUUUUUAAUAUGCUAUGAUUCCAAGUAUUUUGAUGUGAAGAAGACAAUGCCUCACCAGAUCUUCAGUUAUCCUGUUUCCAAAAAAACAUUUGUCGCCAUGCAUGUAAGCUUUAGUGUAGUGAUUCAGAAAGUUAGCUUUGUAGACAUCAAGAGAUGCACUUGUUCACUCCCUGAAAUUCCAUACUUUCCAGUUUGUGCUUGUUUAAGUAUAGAGUGGUGAACUUUAAUCACUUUUCAUUUGCCAAUUUUGUAUUUGUAGCAUUCCCAGGGAAAAUGUUUGUUUCUCAGAAGUUUGCAUUAGCAAAGUGUUGUGGGUACUAAAGAAGCCAUUUAGGGUUCAUAACACGAGAAGUGUAGAUGGCACGGCUUUUGUGCAUUUUCACCACAGUAAUUGGAGGGGACCGUGUGUGGGUUGUUCCUUACAGUGUUAUUCAACACAGUGUCUAAUAUUUUAUUUAUAAAUUUAUUUGCUUCAGCUUCGCUGUAAGCAGACCAAUUUUGCCAUACAUUUUCACCAUCUUCUGUGCUCAUGAGUUAGAGGUUAGAAUUGUGCUUAAGUCAUUCUGUUCAUUUUUUUUCCCUCCUUGCAUCAUCAUCAUCAUGUGCUGCAAAUGAGAUCCCUCAAGAAUUGUAAGCUCUCCCUUCCAUUAGUAGGGUAUGACAGUAACUUUUUUUGCACGUUGUAAGCACACUUAAGUGCAAGAAAGCUGUUUAUCCACAGCAUGGCCAGUAAUCCGCACCACUUACAAGGUAUUACAUUCUGGAGGUGGAUUCCAGAGCAACAAGCUUCGCCAGAGCUGUAUUGCAUUGCCUUUUUGUUUUAAGGAUCCAUGGUAAGAUCUUUCAUUCCAUAAUACUGCUAUUUCUAACUAACGUUCUUUAAGACAUUUUGUCAUCACACCCAACCCCCUUCAAAAAAAAGGUAGCUGUCUUUAACACCUUUCUGGACAUGCAGUAUUAUUCCAGGUGCCUGCCAGUACUUGAAAGAUCUGUGCAGUUUCUUUGUACCUUUCUUGUCUUUCAGAGUCAUCUAAGGCUUGUAUGACGUUCUUAGUGUUCACACACA